This is a messenger RNA of Lottia gigantea (owl limpet), 792 nucleotides long. RefSeq lists its product as hypothetical. The annotation marks the transcript as partial. The transcript has 5 exons. Lineage: Eukaryota; Metazoa; Mollusca; Gastropoda; Lottiidae. Gene Ontology annotation, molecular function: oxidoreductase activity. The record is from RefSeq and is a predicted model, not a curated record.
CUAAGAACAGACGGCAAAUGCGUGUUGAUAACAGGUUGUGAUUCAGGAUUUGGAAAUGGUUUGGCGAAGUAUUUAGAUGACUUAGGAGUGAGCGUCAUAGCAACUUGCUAUGAUGACAAAAGUCCUGGUGCCAUAGAAUUAAAGAAGAUUGCUUCCGAUAAACUCCAUGUUUUACGUAUGGAUGUAGGCCAAGACGAUAGUGUUAAAGAGUGCUUAGAAAAAGUAGAAGAAAUAUGUAGGGAGACGGGUUUAUGGGGUGUAGUGAAUAAUGCAGGUAUCAAUUUUCUCGGUGAUAUUGAACUAUGUACAAUGAAGCAAUAUUUAGAUACAUCAAAUGUUAAUAUGUAUGGUAUGGUUCGUGUUACAAAAGCAUUUCUUCCUCUACUGAGAAAAAAAUCAGGACGAAUAGUCAAUGUAACAAGUGUUAAAGCUAGAAUAUCCCUACCAUGUAAUUCUGUUUAUGGCAUAACGAAGUAUGGUGGAGAUGCUUUUUCAAAUGCUUUAAGACAAGAAAUGAAGAAAUUUGGUAUUAAAGUUGUUAUAAUUGAGCCUGGGAAUUUUGGUGGUGCUACUGGUUGUUUGAACAAGGAGGGGACAAGUCGUAUUAAGAAAGAUAUGGAUAUUAUGUGGGAGAAUGCUAGCCAGGAGAUAAAAGAAGUAUAUGGACAGGAAUAUCACCAAGGGUUAUAUAACGCCGCAAAACAAAGUGCCACUACGACUUGUCCAACACUGCAACCGGUUCUGAACGCUUUUAAAGACGCUUUAUUAAAUGAAGAACCUGAAACUCGGUAU